Messenger RNA from Cryptococcus wingfieldii CBS 7118, 1395 nucleotides. Its product is annotated as cytoplasmic protein. Bases 1 to 1395 code for a protein of 464 amino acids. The transcript has 5 exons. Lineage: Eukaryota; Fungi; Basidiomycota; Tremellomycetes; Tremellales; Cryptococcaceae. The record is from RefSeq and is a predicted model, not a curated record.
AUGUCCUCCCUCACAGAGCUCUUCCAGUUCCUCGACUCGCAGAACCCCUCUGCCAGGCAGCUCGCCCUCCAAAAUCUGGUCGGACACACCCCCAAGAGUGCUCCCGAGCGACACAUCUUUAUCCCAUCUUCCUUUGCUGGCUCCGGAGCGACCGGUGGCGGUCUCGUGCCCAACAAGAGGAAGGAUGGGACUGAAGAAGACGAGAUCAAGCUCAAAGCAUUGAAAGACCUCACGCUUCUCUGUAUGGACCAGGGUACUAUUGCCCACGAUGCCUUGUCUGCGUUGGUCAACCUCUCGGAUACUCUGGCAGUUGCAAAGCAUAUUGCAUACAGGGAUUUUCUCGUCUGGCUCGUGUCAUACACUGCUUACACGACAUCUCCCCUAUCUCCCCUGACCUCUAUGCUCCUCUCCAACAUCACCUCGCACCCCAGUCUUAUCCCCGUUCUCGCCAACCUCACCAUCCCCCUCAUCCCCCUGCCCAAGUCGACGCACUACCCUCCCUACUACCUCCCCGCUUCCGGCUCUUCCUCAUCCACCAUUCACCCCGAUUUCCGUGACCCUUCUCUCGGACUGCCGCCCAACGCCGAAGUGGGUCAAGAGCCCGAGAGGGAGGUGGAGGCGAUCAGAGCGCUGGUGCAGGCAUUUGAAGACGGUGCUAGUGAUGGUGUGCGAGAUGCGCAAGGAAAGAGAAAGGGCGAAUGCCAUUUCCUCGCUUCCGUCUUUGCCAACAUUUCCAUGGCUCCCGUCACCCGUCAACUACUCCUUACCCCUCGCCCGCCCUUCCCUCAACCAGCCGAAGCCCAGCCUUCAGAGGACGACGAGCCUCUGCUGUCCAAGAUUGUCGUCUACACUGGUCACCCUGAUCUGAUCAGACGUGGUGGUGCCCUUGGAUGUAUCAAGAACUGUGCCAUGGACAGGGCCAGUAUGGUGUGGCUGUUGGCGUCUGAAGAUGAUCGAGUGAGGCUGCCUUCGGAUCCCAGCCGUAUGAUCAAGGGUGUCGAUGUUCUUCCUUGGGUGCUCGCCCCCCUCAUGGGCCCAGAGGAGUACGACAUUGAAGACAUGGAGAAGCUCCCUCCCACUCUUCAGUUCCUUCCUCCCGAGAAGGAGCGUGAAAAGGACACUGUUCUCCGUAUGAUGUGCGUCGAGAUCCUCCUCCUUCUGGCCACCACCUUCACCGGGCGUGAAGCCCUUCGUAACCGUGGCGCCUACUUUGUCGUGCGAGAGCACCACAAGGUGGAGACCGACCAGCAGAUCAAGGACUCUAUCGAGCGAUUCGUGGGCCUGCUGCAAAGGGACGAGGGGAGGGAGAGCAAGACGGAUGAAGUGGAGGGUAUUGUGAAGGGAGGGGCCAAGACGGAGGAAGGGGAGGGCGAGCUGGACGUUGUGGAGGUAUAA